GGUCCUACUUCGGUUCCCACCACACGGAAACCAAUGACCGAUGUUUGUUUUGCUACCAUUAGCAGCAUGCCUGCUGAACGCAAGCACUCAAUAAACAUGGAUGAAAAAGAUGUUUCCUGCUUCAGCAACAAGGAAAAGGACAGAGAUGGUGAGAGAAGACCAGCAUCCUCCCGAGACAAACCGAAAGAUGAAGCCAAAAUGAGUGGUAAAAAAGAUGGUGUCAAAGAAGAGAAGAGAAAGCGCUUAGAAGAAGAAAAGAAGAAGAAAGAGGAAAAGGAACGUAAGAAGAAAGAGGAGGAAAAAACUAAAGCAGAGGAAGAGCAGAAGAAGAAAGAGGAAGAAGAGAAAAGACAGCAAGAGGAGGAGGAAAAGAAGCUCCAAGAGGAAGAGGCUAAACGACAGCGUGAGGAGGAGGCAGCUCUCAUCAAGGAAAAGGAAGAAGGUCAUCAGUUGCACCAGGAGGCCUGGGAGCGCCAUCACUGCAGGAAGGAACUCCGCAGCAAGAACCAGAACGCUCACGAAGGCCGGCCUGAAGAGGCCUUCUUCAGCCGCCUGGACUCCAGCCUUAAGAAGAACACCGCCUUUGUCAAGAAGUUGCGCACGCUGACCGAACAGCAGCGAGAUGCGCUUUCUAAUGACUUUGGUUCGCUCAACCUCAGCAAGUACAUUGGCGAGGCUGUUAGCUCCGUUGUGGAGGCCAAACUCAAGAUUUCCGAUGUUGGCUGCGCUGUCCAUCUGUGCUCCCUCUUCCACCAGCGCUAUGCAGAGUUUGCUCCAUUGCUGUUGCAGGCGUGGAAGAAACACUUUGAAGCAAGGAAGGAAGAGAAGGCUCCCAACGUGAGCAAGCUGCGCACAGAUUUGCGAUUUAUUGCAGAGCUUACUAUUGUGGGCCUCUUCACAGACAAAGAAGGCCUUUCACUCAUUUAUGAGCAGCUGAAAAACAUUAUUGGGACUGAUCGGGACACACACACUCAUGUGUCGGUGGUCAUCAGUUUCUGCAAGCACUGUGGGGACGACAUCGCUGGUCUGAUGCCCCGCAAGGUGAAACUGGCGGCUGACAAGUUUGGCUUGGGCUUCCCUCCUAGUGAAAUAAUAAGCACAGAGAAACAGCAGCCUUUCCAGAAUCUUCUACGAGAGUAUUUCACAUCUCUCACCAAACACCUGAAGAAGGACCACCGGGAACUGCAGAACAUUGAGAGACAGAACAGGCGCAUCUUGCAUUCCAAAGGGGAGCUAAGUGAGGACAGGCACAAGCAAUAUGAAGAGUUUGCCACUUCCUACCAGAAGCUACUGGCCAACACACAGUCUCUGGCCGACCUGCUGGAUGAAAACAUGCCUGACUUGCCUCAGGACAAAACGGUGCAGGAAGAGCAUGGACCGGGCAUUGACAUUUUCACCCCUGGCAAGCCUGGGGAGUACGACCUGGAAGGGGGAAUUUGGGAGGACGAAGAUGCUCGGAACUUCUAUGAGAACUUGGUGGACCUGAAGGCCUUCGUUCCCGCCAUCCUCUUCAAAGACAACGAGAAGAGUAAAGAGGGAAAGGACAAGGACGAGGCCAAAGAUGGUAAAGAGGCGAAGGAUGUGGCCAGCACCACAGAAGAGCUGGAGCUGGAGCUGGAGGCUCUUGACAUCGCUGAUGAGCCUCUUGAACUGGAGGGACCAGAUGAGGUGGAAAAUGAAGAGCUGGCCAAAAAGCUCCUGGAUGAGCAAGAGCAAGAGGAUGAGGAAGCCAACACAGGAUCACAUCUGAAGCUGAUUGUGGACGCUUUCAUCCAGCAGCUUCCUAACUGUGUCAACAGAGACAUCAUAGACAAGGCCGCCAUGGACUUCUGCAUGAACAUGAACACCAAAUCCAACAGGAGGAAACUUGUGCGAGCCCUCUUCACUGUCCCCAGACAGAGGCUGGAUCUGCUGCCUUUCUACGCUCGUCUGGUGGCGACUCUGCAUCCAUGCAUGUCUGAUGUGGCGGAGGACCUCUGCUCCAUGCUGAAGGGAGACUUCCGCUUUCAUAUACGAAAGAAGGACCAGAUCAACAUUGAAACAAAAAAUAAAACUGUCAGAUUCAUCGGAGAGCUGGCCAAGUUCAAGAUGUUCUCCAAAACAGACACACUUCACUGUCUUAAGAUGCUGUUGUCUGACUUCACCCAUCACCACAUAGAAAUGGCUUGCACACUGCUGGAGACCUGUGGUCGCUUCCUCUUCAGAUCGCCAGAGUCCCAUUUGCGUACAAGUGUUUUACUGGAGCAAAUGAUGCGUAAAAAGCAGGCGCAGCAUCUGGAUGCACGCUAUGUGACCAUGGUGGAGAACGCCUAUUACUACUGCAACCCUCCACCCAUGGAGAAGACCGUGAGGAAGAGGAGGCCACCACUGCAGGAGUACAUCCGCAAGCUGCUCUACAAGGACCUGUCCAAAGUCACCACUGAGAAGGUGCUGAGGCAGAUGCGAAAGCUGCCCUGGCAGGACCCGGAGAUCAAGAGCUACCUGAUCUGCUGCAUGGUCAACAUCUGGAACGUCAAGUACAACAGCAUCCACUGUGUGGCCAACCUGCUGGCCGGCCUGGUGGCCUACCAGGAGGAUGUGGGCAUCCAUGUGGUGGACGGAGUGCUGGAGGACAUCCGGCUUGGCAUGGAGGUCAAUCAGCCCAAAUUCAACCAGCGGCGCAUCAGCAGCGCCAAGUUCCUGGGCGAGCUCUACAACUACCGGAUGGUGGAGUCUGCAGUCAUCUUCCGCACCCUCUUCUCCUUCAUUUCCUUCGGGGUCAACCAGGAUGGCAGCGCCAGCGUGCUGGACCCUCCUGAGCACCUGUUUCGCAUCCGUCUGGUCUGUACCUUGCUUGAUACCUGCGGCCAGUACUUUGAUCGGGGCUCCAGCAAGAAGAAGUUGGACUGUUUCCUCAUCUAUUUCCAGCGCUACGUCUGGUGGAAAAAGAGCUUGGAUGUUUGGACCAAGGACCACCCAUUCCCUAUUGACAUUGACUACAUGAUCAGUGACACUCUGGAGCUGCUCCGACCCAAGAUGAGGAUCAGCUGCUCCCUGGAGGAGGCCACAAAGCAGGUCACUGACCUGGAGAGGGAAAUGCUCAACAAACUAGAAGCGUUCAUUGUGUGCUCUCAAAAAGGCCUGGCGAUGGAGAAGGAUGGCCGAUCCAGCGCCAUGAGCGAAGGGGAUCCUCUGGAUGACGACGAAGACGAUGGCGAAGAUGACGAAGAAGGAGGUGCUGAGACUGAGGAGCAGUCAGGAAACGAGAGUGAGAUGAACGAACAGGAGGAAGAUGAAGGAUCCGAGAAUGAAGAGGAGGAGCGGGAGGAAGAGGAAGAAGAGAACACUGACUACUUGACUGACUCCAAUAAAGAAAAUGAGACUGAUGAAGAGAACAAUGAAGUCACCAUCCGUGGUGGUGGACUGAAGCACGUGGCCUGUGCUGAGGACGAGGACUUCAUUCAGGCUCUGGAUAAGAUGAUGCUGGAGAAUCUGCAGCAGCGUAGCGGCGAGGCGGUGAAAGUGCACCAGCUGGACGUGGCCAUUCCACUGCAGCUGAAGAGUCAGCUGAAGAAGGGCGGCUCCGGACCGCAGUGCAUCAUGGAGGGAGAGUCGGACAUCUCUGACACCAUGCAGUUCGUGAUGUUAACCCGCAAAGGGAACAAGCAGCAGUAUAAGAUCCUGAACGUGCCGCUGUCAUCCCACCUGGCGGCCAACCACUUCAACCAGCAGCAGGCCGAGCAGGAGGAGCGCAUGAGGAUGAAGAAACUCACCCUGGACAUCAACGAGAGGCAGGAGCAGGAGGACUACCAAGAGAUGAUGCAGUCCCUGGCCCAGCGUCCUGCUCCGGCCAACACCAACCGAGAGCGCCGGCCUCGAUACCAACACCCGAAAGGCGCUCCCAACGCCGACCUCAUCUUCAAGACUGGAGGAAGGAGACGCUGAUCGGAGUCUGGGCCCAGGUUGAGCAAGCAAGCAAGAGAGGAUGAACGAGCAAAAGAGAGAGAGAGAGGGGGAGAAAGUCAUCAAGGAGAUCGGUGGGGAGCCCGGUCGCAGCCGGUGGACGAGUCCCUGAGACGCACACUGACGCCGGGACAGACCAGACCCCUGAACCUGAACACACACUGUUACCUAACCGAGGGGCCGAAGCCCAGGGAGGAGAAGCAAAACCACGAGCUGGGGUCGGCCGUCAGGGCUCAGACAGAUGGCUCUCUUUCUUUUUUGUCUGUUGCCUGAGAUGACAAAAAAAAUGACAAGUGUCUGGACCAGAGAUCGGACUACACACCCCCGACCAGCGGACGGAUGGCGGGACAGACUGGAUGAAGUGCAAUGAAGGGUUCACCUCCUGCCAUCACACCAGAUGGAGGAAAACAGUGACUCAUAAUUUGGAGAUAAAACCUUAGAACUGGAUAUUUUUCCUUUUCUUCUUUCUUGGACUGUGAGAACACAUCUGGUUGGUCAGGCUUCAUGCAACGGGAUCGCACGAAUCGGCGGUGGCUGUGCGUUCGCAUUCUGCUCCCGCAGCAAUGCACAGAAAGACGUCAGGCUUUCUAGCCGAAUGGUGAAGUUGAUGAAGUGGCGAAUGGGGUGCAGCUCUUGUUCUCGUGGCUUAGUUGGUUUAGAGGAGUGUGCGCCUGUUCUCCUUAUCACUUUGUAAAGUGUAGAACCAAGUCGAAGGAUUCAAGAAGCUUGUUCGAUGCAACCAGCAGUCUAAACCUCCAAAAUAUUCAGUUUACUGUCAAAUCAGACAAAGAAAAGCAGCAAACGGUCACAUUGUUGACUCUUGAUUGGCAUUUUCUCAGGCUGUUGUUGUCCCAGUUCUAAAGUAAAAACUGUCCCUGUUUUUCCUACAAUGAAUAAAAAAAAAAAAAAGGAAAAGAAGAAAAGCUGUCAGAGGCGUGGACCAUGAGGUUCUGACUUUUCCCGGAGCUGCACUUCACAGCGGGAAAUACUCCUGAGCGGCAGGAUGAAAAUAGGAGGCAGGCGUAAAAUACUCUAUGGAAAUCUUUUUUUUUUUCCUUUUUUUUAAGAAUAUGACGACAAUAAUUGUUUUUUUUUUCCUGGUAUUUUUUUUUUUUCCCAAACAUGAUGUGCAAUCAGACAACACUUUGUUUGUGCACUCCGACACAGUUUCCUCCGUAUAAUUGCUCCAGUCUGAGUAUUUCCCCUCAAUCACGGCACCACCCCGCCCCUCCUCUCCCUCUAGAAGCAACAAGCUGAGCUGCGGAAAGCUUCUCCUCAUUGGUGGCUGUUUACAAAGUUAACGUCUACUGUUCACUGUCACGACGUCAGGUCCAUGAAAACAGAGUAGAUGAGAAGGAAGUAAGGCAACAACAGAAGUGACUCGCUUGGUGAAUCCAAGCAGUCCAGAGCAGAGACAUCUGUGGUCUCACCUGCAGCUCCUCUGCAACAUUUCUAGAGGAAAGUACAGAAACAUCUAAGACUUUCAAAAUAGGGUUGUCAUCUUUUCUUACUUGUCAGCUCCAGGAUUAACGAUCAAUAUCUAGUAUGUUUGUAGCUGCAGCUUAUCUUAGCACGGAGACUGCAAACAGACAAAUCUGACAGCCGGGCUGUACAAAAGUAGCAUAAUUAUAUAUUAACUACUUUUAAGCUCACAAAUCAUCAAGCUAGAAGCUGUUUGGUAAAUAAACUGGUGAAAGCAAUAGUUAAGAGUGGGAUAAUGGGUGGGACGUGUUGUCAUUUUUGCACCCACUUCACUGGAUAAACAAGAACGAGCCAGCAGAACAGGGUUGCACUCCAGAAACCUGAAGAUCAAGAGUCUCGUAGGCUCUUUUCGGCUACUCAACUUCCUGGAAGCGUUGAAGAUCUGCAGAUUGGACAGCAUCACUGAUGGACAUUUUAGAUGUUUGACAUUUGCUCCUACUACUUUUUUUUUUCUUUUUUUUUAAGAUAUAAUCAAGCAUUUAAAGUAACCUAAUAGUUCGAGUUUGCUUUGAGUCAUGUGGUGUAAAAUCCUGUUUUUCCCUCCUCUUUGAACUAACAACUGUGUUCCCAGGAGCCUUCCUACGUGACGACAGUGAUUAUAUCAUUUUAGACUAAUUUAAUGUAUUAAGCUUCUAGAUGAACUACUGUUAGUUCUGCUGCAUGGACCUUUUCUGCACUAGCUUAUCAUUCUUUGCUGUUGUUAAAGAAAAAAAAACAAGAAAAAAGAAAUAGAAGAGCUUAAUUUAGCGCUUACUCUAGCUACAAGAGUAUUGUUCUUAAAACUGCUGCCAAAAUAGGGGAAAACCUGCUCGAGCCUAUUGAUGUGGCUUGUGAUAAAGAAAGUGUACCACAAUAAACGCGUAGAAAUGA
Molecule: messenger RNA, 6294 nt
Organism: Cololabis saira (Pacific saury)
Lineage: Eukaryota; Metazoa; Chordata; Actinopteri; Beloniformes; Belonidae
Gene: upf2
Product: UPF2 regulator of nonsense mediated mRNA decay
Exons: 21
Coding region: 34-3924 (1296 amino acids)
Biological process (GO): nuclear-transcribed mRNA catabolic process, nonsense-mediated decay
Cellular component (GO): exon-exon junction complex; cytoplasm
Molecular function (GO): protein binding; RNA binding
Source: RefSeq, a predicted model, not a curated record